Theobroma cacao (cacao) is the source of this 2699-nucleotide messenger RNA. Lineage: Eukaryota; Viridiplantae; Streptophyta; Magnoliopsida; Malvales; Malvaceae. The record is from RefSeq and is a predicted model, not a curated record.
UCGGUACCCUGUUUUGUUCUUUCUGCUUUCUUCACUCCUUUCUCAAACAGGGUCAAACUUAAUUUAUUCACCUUUCUGCUGCUGCUGCUGUUGCUUCUGUAAAGGAUAUAAAUUUUUGACAAGAUCAUUAAAACAAUCCGUUUCUUUGAUGCAUACAUAUAUAUACACAUAUAAAAUCUGGGUUUUUGUUAAAGAGUUCUUUUGUUUUUCUUAGAGCAGAAAAGAGCAAGAGUUUGUUUGAGGAUUAUGGAGCAUGGGAUUUUGGUUUUUGAUGAAGAUAUGGAGGAUCAACAGUCUUUGAUGAGUUCUUCUCACAGCUUUGAUUCUCUUUCUGGGAGCUGGACACAGCCAACUCCACAGUCUUUGUUGCAGGUUAACUUGAUUCAGGCUUUUCAGACAUUACCUGCCCUUGGCUUGAAACUUUCUAGAACAUCCUCUUUCCUAGAAAAGCUAGACCGGAUAGUCCAAGAACAGAACUCCAAUGGUGAAAAUCAAGCAAACUCUAAUUCUGUUUAUGCUGCAGCUAAAGCAAAGGCAAAAGAAGCUUUACAGCAAGCAAAUAAGAUGAAGGCUGAAAACUUCCCAAUUGCUUUGCUUAGAGUCGGCUCAUGGCAGAGGGUAUCCAGAAAUGAAGGUGACUUGGUAGCAAAGUGCUAUUUUGCUAAGAGAAAGUUGGUUUGGGAGUUUUUGGAGCAUGGUUUGAAAAGCAAGAUCGAAAUCCAGUGGUCUGACAUCUUGUCCUUGAAGACUGUCAUUCAGGAAGAUAAGCCUGGAAUUCUUGAAAUUGAGUUAAACCAGCCUCCUUCCUUCCACCAUGAGAUUGAUCCACAACCAAGGAAACACACUCAAUGGAGAAUGGUUUCAGACUUCACUGGAGGACAAGCCCCUACGUUCAGGAGGCACUACCUUGAAUUUCCUCCCGGAGCCCUUGACAGGCCCAUCGAGAAGCUCUUUAGAUGCGACAACCGGUUGUUUCAGUUGAGCCGGCAAGGUUAUCCAACUCUAGAGUCUCCAUACUUUCAGAAAUAUACAUAUGGGGUUGAUUUGUCUUUUGACUUUGGUGGCCAAGGGUCUCAUGUCAAUCCUGAUCACCAGCAGCAGUUUUCAUUUUCAAAUGCCCCUUCACAUUUUCUUUCUCGACACUUUCAAACAUAUGAGCAGACAGCACAAAAAUCUGUCAGUACUAAGGAUUCAGAUUCACCCAUAUCAGUUAUGGAUUUUUCACAUAUAGAUGAGCAUAUCAGCAACCACAUGCCACUCUGGGGUCAAGGGACGAACAAUGUGAGAGAUAGUUUGAACGCAAACCAAGUGGGAGGAAUGGCUUUCACUGCUGCUCCGGGCACCCAGGUGAAUCCAACUAUCUGUCUUCAAAACAACCAUAUGCCAGCUUAUGUUCAAGCAGCUAAGAGAUAUCAACUUGGAGGACUAGUGCCUGCACCUUCAACCUCCCAGAUGCAUAAUCCAACACUAGUUUCUCUUCAAGAAGCUGAAAGGCACCAACCAAGGUUUCAAAGACUAAGUGACCUCCAAAACAUGCUGUUGAGCAACUCGCCAACCGGAUUCUCCAAUGGGGUAGCAGAGGGCAAUCUAUCCAGAGAAGGAAAUCCUGCAAACUACACCAGUAAUGUGACUGCAUUCUAUGGACAGGAUAUGGUUGAUAAUCCUGCAGUUAUUAUGAGCAACAAUCUCUCAAACAGUAACGGCACGCUAAUCUCUCCCCAUGCUGCUUGCUGGCCGCAGCCUCUGGUUCCUAAUUCGAAUGUGGAUCUGCAGCCUGGGAACAACUCAUUUAAUUCAUCUGUUGUUCCUGAUCUAGCUAUGCAAUACUUUUCCAAUCCUCAUCCCUUCAAUGAGUUCAAUGACUGGGCCUGGAAGUCUGGAUAGUACGUGGAGAAUUUUGUUAGGAUAAUCAUGAGAUUUUGUUACAACAUCUUAUCUUUUUCUCAUUUUCAUUCUUUUAGUUUAGCAGAUAGGAAGUAGAUAAACCUCAAGUAGCUAGAGAAACAGCUGCCAGAACCUUUUUUUUUUUCUUUUUUCUGACCGCAUGCAACUUAUAAUGUAAGUUCUUUUGUUAUUUAGAAAGUUUUCUUACUGCAUACGAGGAUUCUUUGAAUCCAUUUUGCUUCUUCAACCCUUUCUUUAUUUAUUAAUUUCUUCACUCUAACAACCUUCAGAAAAGAAAAACCUCCACUCAAGUUAGAAGUUUCUGUACAAAAAUCCCCGUAUGCUUAAGCAACCCCAGAUUCCGAUCAGGGAGUCCAACAAAAGCAAGGAAAAAAACUAGGGAGUUUAGCAAGAAAUAGCUAAGCAAGAUUACUUGUCUUGCCAUCAAGCAUUAAAAAAUGACUCCCGAAUAUAAGGGUCAAUGAAAAGCCCUGAAACUAUGAUGAUACCAGAACUGCGGGUUAGUUGAGAUAAGCAAGAAACCGUGUAAAUCAGAAGUCCUUCCUGGCUGCUUUUCAUGAGAAACUGCAAAUAUAUAUAUUUUUUUCUCUUCUAAUCAGAUAAGACUUUGGUACACACUUCAUUAUAUCUUGCAGGCGUCAUCAUCCCUGUCAAAGGUGAAUGCCUGACCGAUCAAUGAGCAUGGAGAACUCAUGCUUUCUCGCAACAAAGUUGGCAUGGACUGAAAAUCAAACUUUUGGAUAAAAUACAGUACCUGCUGUACAGCUACACAAUUGAAAUUAUCUCCAUACCAG